This is a messenger RNA of Wasmannia auropunctata (little fire ant), 2376 nucleotides long. RefSeq names its product glutamic acid-rich protein-like. The record is from RefSeq and is a predicted model, not a curated record. The coding region runs from base 270 to 2066 and encodes 598 amino acids. The transcript has 3 exons. Lineage: Eukaryota; Metazoa; Arthropoda; Insecta; Hymenoptera; Formicidae.
AGGAAGUAACACACUGGAGACACAAUCAUUCUGACAUUACUAUUUACUGCAUCGAGUGGAGUAAUAGAUCCUGUAGAUCCACACGCAAAUUCAUUUGACAAGUGACAUAAGAAGAUAGCGUAAUCGCAAAUAAUCGUUCAUUCGAUGCGCUAAAUUCCCCUUCGUAAUACGUUGUUUCACGGCGUUUUGAGUUGACUGAUCAACGCAAAUGUGACCGCGAUAUCAAGGCUCGCUUUGACGAUGUGCCGCAAGAAUUUUCACGCCGCAGUAUGAAAAAUCGAUUACACCAUUAUAUCUGCAUUUUCGUCGUGCUCGAGAUAUUACAAUCGUCAAUUUGUUAUGCGAAAACCAUCAGCGAUACUCGCAGAACAAAACGAGAGUUAUCUAUUGCUGAAACAUCACAAUUAGAAGGAGACGCUAACCAUGCGAAAGAGAUAAAUUUAGAACAUGAAGAGGAAAGCGACAAUGAUGACCUCGAAAAGGAUGGUAUGCAUCAGGACGACACGAAAAAGGAACGGAAAAUUUCGAGGAAAGCCGCAAAUGCCGUAAUCUCCGCCGAUCUCCAUCCAUCGAACGCUGAAGAAUCUUUCGAUCUUGACAAUGCGUCCAAUUCGCAACACUCGAAUGAGGGAUCAGAGGGAACGGAAGAAGAGGAUGAAGAGGCGAUAAACCGUGAACGUGAUAAAAACGAAGAAGCGAGUAAUCUCGUACGUUUACCCCGUGGCGUAAAUGGUGAUUUCAAUAGAUACACCGAUCAAGAUGAGAGAUCGAGUUUGUACGACGACUACGAGGCGAAAGACGUCGCGAAGCGCGGCGUUCUAAGCGGCUCGAAGGAUUACGAGGAAGUGGAAGACGACUCGCCGGGAAUAGAGGAUAUGGCUGCAGUGCAAGAGUCAACAAAUGAAGCUGAAAACGGAGAAACGCCGAAAGAUGCUCGAGUGAAAAGAGACCAAGCGGAAAUUUCAGAAAUGGUUGAUAAAUCCAAGUCAAGCCUAGAUGAUUCAGCCGUGUUAGAAGAAUCGAAAACUGCAGCAAAGAAUCCUUACUCGCGCGACGUUUCUCAUAUCGAAUCGUCGAAAAGUAUUAAUGAAGCGCCAGCAUCCAGUGACAAAGAUUUCGAAUCGAAGGACGUGAUCUCGAAGUUGAGCGAUUCUUCCAAAAUCCAAGAGCCAGCGAGCAUAGUUGCCUCGUCCAAAAGAGACGAAUCGAACGCGGAAUACGAGAAACGCGUGGAAGAGGAGAUUCAACGGAAAAUCGAUUCGAUUAAAGAGGAGAUUCAACGAGACAUCGAGACGCAACAACGAAUAAGAGACAUCGAGGACAACAAUGCCAGAUUCGAUGAAUUGCAGAAUCAAGAGAACGAGGAUGAGGAAAGGCAGAUUUUCCAGGGUGAACCGAUCAAGAAGCGCCAGACCACAGAUCCAAGAGCCAAGAGAUCCGUACGAGAGAGCGCCGAUGAUGCGAUUGCUUCUUUACAGAGAAACGACAAGAAACGAUCUUUAAAAAGAGAUCAGCAUAAAAAGCGGCAACAUCGAUCUGGCAAAAUCGAUAAAUUGGAUAGUUCAAAGGAGAAUGAAAAUUUGAAUAGAAUCGUAGUCGCUAAUCACAAGUCUUCCGAGCAAAUUCCUUUGAAAGAGUUUUCCAAAACAAAACGCGAGCGCGUCAGGCAAGUUUUCCUGGUGAAUAACGAUCAACGUCAGAAAAGGAGGAGGCAACUGAGAAGCUACACGUUGCCAUCUGAUCGGACAGCCGAAAAUGAAUUAUUUAUGAAUCCCGAUUUGAAUUCUUAUCUGCGUCCGAACAAAAUGCUCAAAGCAUCUUCACUUGUUGGCAGCGAUGAUGAGAAUAACGAGGAAGAACAGAGUCCUACAGCAGAACACUCCGAUUCUUUAUUAUCUCUUACUGGAAGUUCGCAGGAAUUGAAUCCACGUUUAGAGAAAGAGUACAAAGAGGCCUUCGGUGGAUUGCAGAGUGAGCCUGGCAACGCUCUAGCCAGAUUCAAGAGGGUCAAACGUGUGCUAACUAACGGCCCUAACGCAAAAAUUAAAAAUUUUGGCAAGGUAUAAAAUGACACAAAUUAAUCUUUUUUUAAUCAUUUUUAGAGUAAAAUAUUUCUAGCAUACCAAAAAUAAAAUUAUAUAAAAAAGUAUAGAUACUUUUGAAUUGUAAUCCUAAUAGCAAAAAAUUUAAUAAUAGGAAUGCGUAGGGAUAGACGUAGAAUUAUAGAUAUUAAAAGCAGAAUGAUACAUUUGUAAUUAAUAGAAAAGAUUAUAAUUAUAAUAGAAAUAUAAUGUCAUUAAUUACGAAACAUUCCGAGAUUAUGAAUCGAUUUAAUUAUAGUUUAAAUAAAUAAUAUAUAAAUUCUUGAUACACAGA